UGACGUAGCCUAGUCUUCUUUGGCAACGGGUUUUAACAGAGACGCAGUCUGUGUGGGGACACAGAAAAGUGUUUCGAGACAAAAAUAAAAAAGGGGGCAAACAAAAGAAUGAAGCGGUGAGGCGGUUUGAAACGUUCUGAUUUAGUACACGAUGCUGCUGCCUUGCUGUCCUGCGCGCUUCCAUCCUGUGCAAAGCCUUUGGAGUGGGCACAACCGGUGUCCUCUCCUAUCCUCAGCAGCAAACAGUUGGUUUUGAGCAUCAAGUGAGCGUUUCAUGCCGUAUACCCGCCUCUUCUUCUUAACCGUUCUCUGGGCGACAACAGUAGCACAGAAGCAGAGAGAGUGGACGCACCCAAACAGGUAUGAGCAAAGGAUCCGCGCCUUGACGCGCUCCGGUGAGUGCAUGUUGGACCGGUGAGAGUGUGGACUAGUAUGAAGCGCAAUGGCUUGGUGUGACCGCGGAGUUCAAACGCUACUCGCCACUGUGGGGGCUUUCGCUGCCUUCAGCCUGAUGACCAUCGCCAUCGGCACGGACUACUGGCUCUAUUCACGGGCGUACAUCUGCAACAGCACCAAUGCCAGCACAGACGAGACCCAAUCACAGCUCAAAACCAAGAAGGGCGACCUCACCCACUCCGGACUAUGGAGAAUCUGCUGUAUUGAAGGCAUCAAUCAAGGCAGCUGUUACAGAAUCAACCAUUUCCCUGAUGACAACGACUACGACACAGACAGCUCUGAAUACCUGCUGCGUAUAGUUCGUGCCUCCAGCGUGUUCCCUAUCCUCAGCACCUGCCUGUUGAUGCUCGGUGGGCUAUGUGUCGGGGUGGGCCGAGUCUACAACAAGACAAACAAUGUACUCCUCAGCGCAGGCAUCCUCUUCGUAGCUGCAGGCCUGAGUAACAUAAUUGGCAUCAUCGUGUACAUCUCCAGCAAUGCUGGAGACCCCAAUGAUAAACGUGACGACGACAAGAAGUACACCUACUCCUACGGCUGGUCAUUCUACUUUGGCGCCCUCUCCUUCAUUGUUGCUGAAACUGUGGCUGUCCUCGCCAUCAACAUCUACAUUGAGAAAAACAAGGAGGUUCGCUGGAGGGCGCGCCGCGAGUUCAUCCGUUCGCUCUCUUCCUCUUCCCCAUAUUCGAGGAUACCGAGCUUCCGCUACCGUCGGCGGACAUCCCACGCCAGCUCUCAUUCUACAGAAGCAUCCCGGGAGAACUCGCCUGUGGUCGGCCUGAAGGGGGCGCCAUCUUCCAGCGGGGCCCUGGACGAGCUGUCCAUGUAUGCCCUGGCGAGGGACAGCGUGACAGAGAACACAUACAGCCCCGAACAUGAGGCAGCCGCUGAGUUCCUCCAGGUCCAUAACUGUUUUCCCAAUGAUUUAAAGGACGGGGUGAAUCGCAGGACCACACCGGUGUGAAGAGCAGUUGCAGGGCCCGAGGUUCACUUGGAAGUGGAUAUGGGCUAAUCUGAGUGCUUGUAAUAGCCUGCCAUCUUAGAGGCUGCAGAGUCUGUCCUUUUUGAAAAAGACCAGAUGAAAAGAGCGGACAGUCAGCCGGACAGAAGAUGAGCAAAUUAGCAGCCAGAGUCAUUACCUGCUUUUAGAGAUCAUCAAAGCAGAUUAGAGUUAUAUUGUCUGUGCUGUAGCCAAUGCGAAAUUAGUGUUAUCUUUCAACCGUCGAAAUGCUUAAAAUGAGCAGCGUGUGGAUCACAACCCUUGUCCGUGUAACGAUCACUAAACAUUGUGGAUGAAGUGAGAGUAAAGUGUUGAGAUGUGCCAAUCAGCAGUAUUCUACCUGUAAAGUAUUUAACAAGGUGCUAAAUGAAAUGUACUCUCCGACUUGAAAGUGUUCCAUUUGUGUGUGCAGUUGAUAUAAAUUGUGGAUCUCACUCCAAAGUCUGUAUUACGUCCUCAUAGCCAGUUUGGUCUUGCCUUAUGUAAUCAAAAGUUUGAAAGAGACAACAGGGUCUCUAUCUCUCAGUGCUGGCCUUUAGAAUAACGAAUGGCCUUUUAAACAUACUCUGAUUCAGAAUAUUUUCAAUGCUUUUUCACGAGAGUGUGGUUUGGAAGUCAGUGUCUUAACAAAUGACUGACUUGCCGAGUUGUAAUGCCUUGAUUGUUUAACAUUUUAGUGGAUUGUUCGAGUCAACCAUCCAAUAUGAAAGGUUUUGUCUCCUUUGCUGUCUCUUCCUUAAUCGUAUUCUUCUCUGACAUUUGCCAGCGGAACAAAAUGUCCGUUUUGUCAGUGGAAACACCUCUGUUCAAUGGCCCCUAUUAUUCACUUCCAUAUCAGUCCGCCAUCCUUCCAUCAUACACCCUGAUGGAUGUGACAUUGUGUAUGUGCCUGUCACAAGAGAAGACCAACUGACAAAAAAGGGGGUGCCCAGAACUGUGAAAAGGGAACAGGUCAGGACUUCCUUUUGCACCGAAUGAAGCUUUGGCAUCCAGAGAGCUUAAUGGAUAAGAAUCGGAGCCAGACGGAGAAUGUUUGUCUGUCUGUCACACCCCAUGUGAGUCCAUCUGGUUGCCUUCAACAGAGGACCCAUACAGAAGCAGAGGGAGCUGUCUGCAACUGCGUCCCUGAAGGAUUUGGCUUUAAUAACCAGACGUGUGUGUGUGUGUGUAUAUCUGUGUGUGUGCGCGCGUGCACGUGUGCGUGCCGUCGUCCUGCAUGUCCAUCAUGGCUCUUUCUUUUAGUUCUCUCAGGAAAUACUGUGUUGUUGUGGCAGGUUGAACACUUUGAGGUCCUCUCCGUACUUUGUGGCCAUGCCGGGAAACGGACCAGUGAUAAAGAUAAACCUGGUGAAAAUGAUGAAAGGGGAAAAAUGCCAUUGUUGUAUUUAAUAAAUGUGUUUGCUUGAGCUUGCUCCAAGAACCAGCUGGGGGUGGAUUUUUCAGUUUUAGGGCUAUUCAGUGGGAUCUGGUUUGUCAAGCGAGCUCACUCAACCACAUUAUAUAAUUUGAUUGUACUGUGUAAUGUGUUUGAUAUGUUGUUAGAGAUAACACUUAAUAUACCAGGCUGAGCUUGUGUAAAAGAAAGCCAUCAGUAUGAUACUUUAUUUGUUUUUUGGUUUUUUUGUUGUUGUUUUUUUUUGUUGUUGUUGUUGUUGGGGGGGUGGGGGUCCUGAUGUGUUUGUUUGUAAUGUAAAGCUGUAAAGUUGUAUAUAAAAGUACAAUAAAAAAAAUGCAUAAAGAUUAAAAAAAAAAACAAUGAAUGUGCAAAGACAUGAACAGAGGAUUCAAAGCAUUAUUUUGCUGAACAAUGUCUCAAUAAUAAUGCCUUGAUGCAAUCUGGCAUUAAUCAUACAAUUAAAUUCACCGUUUUAUAUUCAGGUACGCACACACUGGUUUUGCUGUUAUCAGUCAAAAACGUUAAUCUAUUAAAUAUUCUGUUUUGUAAGGUGAAGUACAGUAAGUAGCCUGCAUUUAGGAGACAAAACUAGAUUUUCCAUUCAAUGUCUAUGUGCCAGCUGUACUUCAGUGUAUGUACUCAGAGUAUAUUGAUUUAUGACUUACUAUUGUUGUGAAUUAAGCACAUUCUCAAUUUUUCCCCCAAGAAAUUAAUUAUAAACGUCUGAGUAUGGAUGUUCAGAGGGGAGGUGCUAGUUGGAUAAUUAAAAAAAAAUCAGAGGAAAGAAACUGAGAGAUUUGCCAUAUUGUAUAAAAAAUAUGAACUUGUUUUCCAUGCUGCAGUAGGUUUAGGUAAACUUACUGGAAUAAUAUCACCACUGUAAACUUAGUCUCAUUUUUUGAUAAUGGAUAGUAGAGUGCCUUUGUUUAAUUCAUAAUAUACUGUAUCUCCUGUAUUUAUUGCCCCAAUCAAAAAUAUGUUUAUUUGAUUUAAUCUGAAAUUAUUUUAAUGUUUUUUUUGUUUUCUCAUUAUCACUUUGUAGUUACAACCAAAAACAUUCUGUUAUAGACAAAUAAACUAAAUCAGGGUUAUGUUGUUGUG
Molecule: messenger RNA, 3950 nt
Organism: Scatophagus argus
Lineage: Eukaryota; Metazoa; Chordata; Actinopteri; Scatophagidae
Product: voltage-dependent calcium channel gamma-4 subunit-like
Exons: 4
Coding region: 443-1417 (324 amino acids)
Biological process (GO): positive regulation of synaptic transmission, glutamatergic; calcium ion transmembrane transport; neurotransmitter receptor transport, postsynaptic endosome to lysosome
Cellular component (GO): AMPA glutamate receptor complex; postsynaptic density membrane; voltage-gated calcium channel complex
Molecular function (GO): channel regulator activity; voltage-gated calcium channel activity
Source: RefSeq, a predicted model, not a curated record